Molecule: messenger RNA, 303 nt
Organism: Letharia columbiana
Lineage: Eukaryota; Fungi; Ascomycota; Lecanoromycetes; Lecanorales; Parmeliaceae
Exons: 2
Coding region: 1-303 (100 amino acids)
Source: RefSeq, a predicted model, not a curated record
AUGGUAGUAAAUGCGGAGAACACUGCGGAGAAACCAAGCGGCAACAAGGCCACCAUCGUCAAGAACACGGCUCAGCUCUCCAAGAUCCCACGUCAUAUCAUAUCCACUCAGUCAGCCACUCAGCUAGCCACUCAGUCUAAUACUCUACAAGAGGAGGAGCAAGAGGAGGAACUACAACAGGCAAAUGCGGAGAACACUGCGGAGAAACCAAGCGGCAACAAGGCCACCAUCGUCAAGAACACGGCUCAGCUCUCCAAGAUCCCACGUCAUAUCAAUUAUCCACUCAGUCAGCCACUCAGCUAG